UUCCAUCAGAAAAGGGCGCGUAUUUUAUUGCAACUUGUUUAUCAUAGCGAAUAACUUUUGAAAUGGCUCUCUGGGUUGAUAAAUAUAGGCCUCGUGAAUUAACAAAACUUGACUACCACAAGGAGCAAGCGGAAGACCUUCGCAACCUUUGCAAACAAACAGACUUUCCUCACCUAAUGUUCUAUGGCCCAUCCGGGUCCGGAAAGAAGACGCGUAUAAUGUGCUUGUUGCGUGAAAUGUACGGAGCCGGCGUGGAGCGCUUGCGAAACGAGAAUAUGAGCUUCACAACAACAUCAGGCCGCAAAAUAGAAGUUAUGACUGUUAGCAGCAACUACCACUUGGAGCUAAAUCCCUCGGAUGCGGGCAUUUAUGAUCGCACGGUUGUCAUAGAUCUUAUUAAACAAGUGGCACAGACGCAACAAAUUGACAUUACUGGUCAGCGAGAGUUUAAAGUUAUUGUCAUCUCUGAAGGGGAUGAGUUGACAAAGGAUGCCCAACACGCUUUGCGUCGAACUAUGGAAAAGUACGUGGCAACUUGUCGAAUAAUAUUAUCAGUAAACUCCACGUCACGGAUAAUUCCGGCCAUACGUUCACGUUGUCUGGGUGUACGCAUUUCUGCGCCCACUGAAGCCGAAAUAACGACAAUUUUGCAAAACACUUGUAAGCGGGAAGGCUUGUCAUUGCCAAAUGAGUUAGCUAAACGUGUGGCUUUAAAAUCAGAGCGAAAUUUAAGGCGCGCAUUGCUCAUGCUUGAAGCAUCUAAGGUACAGCAGUAUCCUUUCACAGCACAACAGGAGAUACCACAGCUGGACUGGCAAUCAUUCCUCCAUGAAACAGCCAACCAAAUUCUAAGUGAACAAACGCCAGCGAAGCUUGAGAAGAUUCGAGAGAGACUUUACGAGCUGUUGGCCCAAGGCGUACCACCAAACCUUAUCUUUCGAGGACUUGUGCAGCAACUGGUGUGCAAUUGCGAUAUGUCGCUCAAGGCCAACACGCUCAAGUUUGCUGCGCUCUACGAACAUCGAAUGCAAAAUGGAGCCAAACAUAUAUUUCACCUGGAAGCCUUUGUGGCUCAGUUUAUGAACAUAUACAAGCAGUUUGUCUCAGAACUCAUCAUGACUGAUGAUUUUUAACAUAAUAAAAUUUAUUUAGGCAUACACAAAUAAAAAUAAUGGAAAAUAAUUAGCAUACUUGCAGAUUUUCGCGGUUUUGCAAUAUAGCUAGUUUUAUCUUGUCA
This is a messenger RNA of Scaptodrosophila lebanonensis, 1237 nucleotides long. It is a transcript of the gene RfC38, whose product is annotated as replication factor C subunit 3. The record is from RefSeq and is a predicted model, not a curated record. Gene Ontology annotation, biological process: DNA repair; DNA-templated DNA replication. Gene Ontology annotation, molecular function: DNA clamp loader activity; DNA binding. Gene Ontology annotation, cellular component: DNA replication factor C complex; nucleus. The coding region runs from base 63 to 1133 and encodes 356 amino acids. The transcript has 2 exons. Lineage: Eukaryota; Metazoa; Arthropoda; Insecta; Diptera; Drosophilidae.